AUGGCGGUAUCGGGUAGAAAGGUUGCUGAUUUUCAAGGUUCCAUAUCCAAAGGUUCCGCAGAGGACUUUGACCAUAGAUGUGAACCAUGUUUGGCGAUUGGUCAGCAAAUAGAGGCUCAUGGAUUUUGUGUGGACUGUCAAGAACACUUGUGUAUGAACUGUUUUGCUUAUCAUCAAAGGUUAAAGGCGAACAAACAUCACCACCUGGUAAACAAAGAUAACAUGGCUAAACAUGCUUUUAGCAAGGAAUCAGACGAAUGCACUGAGAAGUGUCAAGUGCACAAAAAGGAAGUAAUUAAAUUUUUCUGCCCAAAACACGAAGCUCUCGGCUGCAACGAUUGUAUCGUCCUGAAUCACAAAGCAUGUGACAUUGACUAUAUACCUGAUAAAUGUGCAGGUAUUGGCGACAGUGCAGAGUUCAGAGAGUUACUAAGGCAACUUGGUCAAAAAGUAAAUGAGGCUGAUGAUAUUAUAAAGCAGGCCUCACGUAGAGAAAAAGAAUUGGAUUCCUGCCAUGACAGACUACUCAAUGAAAUUUCAAUGCUUCGCAAAGAGAUAAAUGAUCGCUUAGACCAGCUACAAAAGCAAAUCCAGACAGACGCUGACAAAAAAAAGUUCACAGAUAAACAAAUGGUAAAUAAGGUGCUUGUAACGUGUACAACUACUUCUUCAGAUUUCAAAGAACUACAGUCGAGACUACAAGAUUACAAAGCCUCACGGCAGAAUGGACAACUUUACAUUACAAUUAAACAAGCUAAAUCCAAACUAAAGUCAGACGAAAUAAAGGAGGCAGGCAGAAGUUUAGAAAAGACAAACAUGCAAUACACAUUUGAGCAAAACCAAGACCUAAAAAACAUGCUUUCAAGACAAAAUGCACUUGGUAAGCUCACAAUGUCGUCUUCUCUUGUAACUACAAAGGGGCGGAAAUCUGUUGACAAAUUGACCCGCAAAGAAAACAUAAGUAUAAAGACAAUGUCAGAUCAGACUAGGUGCUGGGUCACAGCAUGUGUUGUCUUGCCCUCUAACAAAAUUGUGGCGGCUGAUUUUAACAAUGAGAAACUGAAAGUUGUUGACAUAAAAAAUAAAGUGGUAAUAGAAGAGACAACACUUUCUUCGAAGCCAUGGGGCAUUGCAGUAAUGCCUCAGGACCAUAUUGCUGUGACAAUGCCACACAAGAAAGAGAGCCUUAUAAUGACAACAGCAGGUAAACUGUCAACUGUCCGCAAGUUUCCAGUUAAAGUAGACUGUAGAGGUAUAGAUUAUCAUCAAGGUCAUCUCUAUAUAGUUAGCAAUUAUCUAAAGUGUGUAUAUGUUACAGAUACACAAGGUAACGUACAGAACACAAUUAAACUGGAUGAUAAGAUAUUUGAUAUACCAUACUACUUACUGCUGAGUAAGGAUCUGAGACAUAUCUUCAUCAGUGACGUUGGUAGACACAGUGUCAUCAGUAUAACAUUACAAGGUGAUAUAUCUGCUGAAUACAAAAACAAAGACUUUAAAGACCCACGGGGAAUGAUGAUGCUAGACGAUGGAUCAUUGUUGGUGUGUUGUUAUAGGGCAAAUGGCAGCAUACAUCGUAUCUCGAGUGAUUUGAAGCAAUGUCACACAAUGAUGAAUGGUCUGUCGUUGCCAUACACUCUGUGCUAUAACCAUGAUCAACAUGAGGUCUAUGUCGGAUGUUUUGAAGAUCAGAUGAUUGUGUUUAGUGCCAAAUAA
Molecule: messenger RNA, 1716 nt
Organism: Mercenaria mercenaria
Lineage: Eukaryota; Metazoa; Mollusca; Bivalvia; Venerida; Veneridae
Exons: 1
Coding region: 1-1716 (571 amino acids)
Biological process (GO): positive regulation of DNA-templated transcription
Cellular component (GO): nucleoplasm; chromatin
Molecular function (GO): ubiquitin-protein transferase activity
Source: RefSeq, a predicted model, not a curated record